Pediculus humanus corporis (human body louse) is the source of this 174-nucleotide messenger RNA. RefSeq lists its product as uncharacterized. The coding region runs from base 1 to 174 and encodes 57 amino acids. NCBI's taxonomy places the organism in Eukaryota, Metazoa, Arthropoda, Insecta, Psocodea, Pediculidae. The transcript is spliced from 2 exons. The record is from RefSeq and is a predicted model, not a curated record.
AUGGAUGAAAGAAGAAUGGCAAAAAUGAAACAGAAUAAAGAAGUUGAAAAAUUAAAAGCGAGACAUGAUAAAGAGUUGGAGGCAUUGACAAAAGAUUUACAAAAUGUUUUGGACAUGUAUAAAAAUGAAGAAAUUGAAUUUAAAUUGGCACCAAAAUUUGAAUUCUACUGUUGA